GGCGAGAGCGCCGCCCCUGGUCCCCGGCCAGCGUAUAAAGGCCGGCGCGCACGCUGCACCCCAGCUGCGCCGAGCCUGCGCCUCCGCCUCUGCUCCGCCCGCCCGCGAUGGCUGCGCUGCCGCCCGCGCUGCUCGCCCUGCUGGGCGGCGUCGUCUCAGUCAUGGCCAGUGACCUGCAGGUAUCAGUGUCCCCCAGCAAGGCCACCGUGCCCCGAGGAGCCUCCGUCCUGGUGAACUGCAGUUUCUCUGGCUGUGACAGAGAGCAGAAUCCGGGCCGGAAACUGGGCCUGGAGACGGAAUUGACAAAAGUCGUCGUGGACACGGGGCCCACCUGGCAGCUCUUCAACCUGACGGAGGUCCUCGAAGACAGCCGGCCGCUGUGCUUCCUGACCUGUUCCCCAGAGAGGCAGGCGACAGCCACAGUCUCCCUGACUGUGUAUGCCUUCCCUGAGCACGUGGAGCUGGAACAACCCCUGCAGCCCUGGUACCCUGCCGGCGAGAGCGUCACCCUGCGCUGCCGCGUGGCAGGCGGGACACCCCGGGACCGGCUGGCCGUGGUGCUGCUGCGGGGCCAGGAGGAGCUGAGCCGGCAGCAGGUCGUCCAGGGAGGGGGCCAGCGGGCGUCCAGCCAGCAGCAGGUCAUCGGGGAGCCCGAGGAGCCCGUGGAGUCCGUGGAGUUCACUGUACCGGUGGGCAGAGGCGACCACGGAGCCAACUUCUCGUGCCGCACGGAGCUGGACCUCCGACCCGAAGGCCUAGAGCUGUUUGUGAACACCUCGGCCGCCAGGCAGCUGCAGACAUUUGUCCUGCCAGCCACCCCUCCAGAACUUGUCACCACCAGGACCCUGGAGGUGGGCACCCGGCAGCAGGUCACCUGCUCGCUGAGUGGGCUGUUUCCCGCCUCGGAGGCCAAGGUCCACCUGGCGCUGGGGGACCUCCAGCUGAAUGCCACAGUCACAUACCACGAUGACUCCCUGACCGCCUCGGCCUGGCUGGAGGCGACUGCGCAGGAGGAGGGCGACCGGCAGCUGGUGUGUGCCAUCCUGCUAGGGAACCGCAGCAGAGCGUCCCGGAGCAAACUGAUCGUCUACAGCUUUCCCGAACCGGUCCUGACGCUGAAUGCCACCGAGGUCUCUGAAGGGGAUGUGGUGAUGGUGAACUGUGAAACGCACUCUGGCGCCAUUGCAACACUCAGUGAGGGCACAGCCGUGCUACCGGCCCCCCACUUGCUGCUGAAGGCCAGAGCUGAGGAUAACGGCCGUCGCUUCUUUUGCUCUGGGGCCCUGAAGGUGGCCGGGAAAGUGCUGUACAAGAACCAGACCCAGCAGCUCGCCGUCCUGUAUGGCCCCCGACUAGACGAGAGCAGCUGCCCCAGGAACUGGACCUUGCCAGAGGGGUCCCAGCAGACCCUGAGGUGCCAGGCCUUGGGGAACCCACCCCCCCAGCUCCGGUGUCACCGCAGGAGCGACAAUGCUUCGCUGCCCAUCGGGAGCCCGGGACCUGUCAGGCGGGAGCUGGAGGGCACCUACGUGUGCCGGGCCGUGAGCUCCCGCGGGGAGGCCACCCGGGAGGUGCUGGUGACAGUUCUCUACGAUCAGGGUAAGAUGAUCAUCGUCAUUGCGCUGGUGACCAUAGCAGGCAUCGUGGGCUUUGCAGCCUUAGCCGCGUAUUUAUAUAACCGGCAGCGGAAGAUCAGGGAAUACAAGCUACAAAAGGCAGCCCAAACCCUGCUACUGAAGCCCAAGCUACCGCUGCCAGAGCCCGGACCAAACCCAGUUCCCCCACAGCAGCAGCAGCAGCAGUGCUGAACUGAACUGAACCCUUGACAUGCACCUUGCAGCUCUGCACACCUCCUCGGGUGACAGAGGACAGGAUGGAGGCCUCAGGUGGCAUUUGGGAUCCUGGCGUCGGCACGAGUGGGGUCCCAGGGCUGUGCAGCUGACCUGUAGCCCUGGGACUGAGCGUAAAAGCGAGAAGCCUGGAGAAUGAGGCUGGGCAUGAGAACCCCAGCAUUCUGGAGUCGGAUCACCACAGGUCUGAGGCCAGCCUGAACUGCAUCGUGAGACCCUGUGUCAAAGCAAACAGAAAGCCUUGGGCAUGUCUGUGGUGGAUGUUGAAGUCCGGCCUGGACAUAGGGGCAGUGACAGAGACACCAGCCUGUGGUUUUAUGGACCAAUAGCCAGAAAAUGUGGAAACUCCCUCCCUGUUGGAUGUGCAGAGGCCCCACAGCCCUAGGAGGAGUCACCUGCACGGAUCCAUACGUGGAGCACUGAAACACAGAUGCGCUUGCUUCCUGUGGGAGAUGCCAGCUCUGGUACUACUGUCCGUUAACCGUGCCCAACUCUUGCCAAUGAUGUAUUUAUUAUGUUUUUUAUUUUUUUAAACUUUUAUAAAAAGUUUUUAUAAA
Messenger RNA from Cavia porcellus (domestic guinea pig), 2407 nucleotides. RefSeq names its product intercellular adhesion molecule 1 (gene Icam1). Gene Ontology annotation, biological process: cell-cell adhesion. The record is from RefSeq and is a predicted model, not a curated record. The coding region runs from base 108 to 1808 and encodes 566 amino acids. Gene Ontology annotation, cellular component: plasma membrane. Gene Ontology annotation, molecular function: integrin binding. NCBI's taxonomy places the organism in Eukaryota, Metazoa, Chordata, Mammalia, Rodentia, Caviidae. The transcript is spliced from 7 exons.